AUGGAUAUGUGGACUACUACAACUCGUCUUCAUUUGUUAAAUGCUAUUUCUAGAUACGGAUUACGCAAAACUUCUUUUAUUGGAGCUUAUCUAAAGGUUUAUGCUAAAGUAUCUUCAAAUAAUUGGAAGAAAGAGUACAGUAAGAUGAUUAAAGAGUAUAUCAAGAACAAAGAAACAACUGAAUCAGUUAAAGAAUACUUUCAGAAACGUAGGAAAGAGAUGAUAGAUAUGAUUAUUGAAAAGAAGAAACAAGAAAAGUCACGUAUCAUUGAAAGAAUGAUCUAUGGUUAUGAUAGUUUAGAACAUUCAGAAUCAGAAGAAGAUCCAGUGCCUGUUUUAUCUCCAGAGAUAGCAGCUUUAAGUGAUAGUACUUCAACUAGUCUUUGGGGUGUUAAGUCUUUAAGUAAUCCUUUAUCUACUACUUUAUUACAUCUAUCUACCUUAAGCAGUCUACCUCCUCAUUUAGAACUACCAGGUCCGAAACCUGAAGUAGGAUCAGGAGCCGAUGAUGAGUCUUCUUUUGAUGGUCAAUGUACUCCAGCUAUUUCUCAGAAGGAACAAGAACUGGAAGAUAUUCUGACUUCUUUAGAAGUAUCUAAUUAUGGCUUAUCUGUCUCUUCGGUUGAUCCGGUGGCUUUUGAAAGGUUCUUUCGCUGGACACUAGAACAGACGUCGGCUUUAGAGGCGCAACGACUGGGAGAAGAAAGUGCGAUGGAAAUGGAAGAGAUAGAGAAUAUGGAGGAAGGUGAAGAUUCUGGGGAGAGUUUAACGAGUGGAAUGGGGUUUUCCUUGAAGGAGUACUUUAAGUUGGACUUUCAUGAGUAUCCUAAGAAAAGGUCGCCUCGGGAUAAGUCUAAGUGGGUAGCUGAGUUUAGUUUGGUUUUAGCGCGGUUGAAAGUGAUUAAUGGGGGGAAGGUGGCUUGUGUAAGUCAUGAUACUGAGGAGAGUCGGGGACGGAAGAAGGUGCCAUGUAUCAAGUGUUUUGAUGCGGAUGUUUUAGAGGAAGAACUACGACGGGAUUAUAGACCGACUAUAGCUGAGUACGUUUUUCGGGGUAUGCUUUUCUUGCAAACGGCUAUCUUUCAGAGCAGUAAGUCGGCUGCUAAGGAGAUUGAUAUGAUUAAGGGCGAGUUGUAUAAGUUUUAUGAGUACUAUCGCAAGUAG
Messenger RNA from Nematocida homosporus, 1164 nucleotides. RefSeq lists its product as uncharacterized. Bases 1 to 1164 code for a protein of 387 amino acids. The record is from RefSeq and is a predicted model, not a curated record. Lineage: Eukaryota; Fungi; Microsporidia. The transcript has a single exon.